This is a messenger RNA of Humulus lupulus (European hop), 1536 nucleotides long. RefSeq names its product heavy metal-associated isoprenylated plant protein 9-like. The record is from RefSeq and is a predicted model, not a curated record. The transcript is spliced from 5 exons. Bases 327 to 1262 code for a protein of 311 amino acids. NCBI's taxonomy places the organism in Eukaryota, Viridiplantae, Streptophyta, Magnoliopsida, Rosales, Cannabaceae. Gene Ontology annotation, molecular function: metal ion binding.
CUAUAAAUCUGCCACCCCAGCUCCAAUGCUUUCUCCCUCUUUUUCUACUUCUUCAGCCUUUGGAACCUGAAAUAAUAUCCCCCCCAAAAUAAUUAGUAUUAUAAUAAACCUUCUUUGUAUGCUUAGUGGCAAUACAUGUGAUCAGGAAUAAAAAUCACAUAAUUUUCCUUUUCAUGUGAAGAAAAACCUCACUAUAUAUAAAAUCUUUCCUCUCCUUCUACUACUCUCUCUCUCUCUCACUCUCUCAUAUUAUCUUCUUAUACAUUUGUUGUGUUCAAGUUAGUUACAUUCAAUAUCCUCUUGAUAAUAUUUUGAUACAAGAGAAAAUGGGUGAAGAAGCUAAGCAACAAGAACAAGCUAAGGAAGAAGCUAAGCCAGUUGAGGUUGUCGAAGAGAAGAAAAAAGAAGAAAAGAAAGAAGAGCCUAAAGCACCAUCUCCUUUUGUUUUGUUUAUUGACUUACAUUGUGUAGGUUGUGCCAAGAAGAUUGAGAGAUCUAUCAUGAAAAUUAGAGGAGUUGAGGCAGUUGCCAUAGAUUUUGCCAAAAAUGAAGUGACUAUAAAGGGAAUAGUGGAGCCUCAAGCAAUUUGCACAAAAAUUAUGAAAAAAACUAAAAGAAGAGCCAAAGUGUUGUCCCCAUUACCAGCAGCUGAGGGUGAGCCUAUACCAGAAGUUGUCACUUCACAGGUUGAUGGACCAGUUACUGUUGAACUGAGUGUAAACAUGCACUGUGAGGCCUGUGCAGAGCAACUUAAGAGCAAGAUACUCAAAAUGAGAGGAGUUCAAACAGCUGUUACUGAGCUCAGUAGUGGGAAAGUCAUUGUGAAAGGAACCAUGGACGCAAACAAGCUAGUGGAAUAUGUUUACAGACGCACUAAAAAACAAGCCACCAUUGUCCCACAGCCUGAGCCUGAGCCCCAACCCCAACCCGAACCCGAACCCAAACCCGAACCCGAAAAGAAAGAAGAGAAGGCUGCAGAGGAAGAGAAAAAACCAGCUGAAGAGAAAAAACCAGAAGAAGCAGCAGCAGCAGAAGAAGCAAGUAAGGUCGAAGAGGGAAAGAAUAUUGAUAAUAAUAAUGAAAACAUAGGAGAAAAUAAUGGUGAAGAAGUGAUGAUGAUGAUCAACAAUGGUUUCGGAAGUGUUGAAGAGGAAAAUAUGAAGAGAAUGAUUCACUAUUAUCAGCCUCUGUAUGUGAUUGAACGAAUCCCAGCUCCUCAGCUUUUCAGUGAUGAGAAUCCUAAUGCAUGUUGCAUUUCAUAAUAUGAAUGCAUGCAUUGUGUUCAAGUUCUAGAUAUAAUAACACUUAAAGAAAUGUUAUUAUAUAUAUGAUGUACAAUUAAUAUAUAUAUAUAUUAUGUAUGAAUAUUGAUGUGUAUACUACCACUACCACUGGUGAUGAUAGUAUUUUUUUCGUCAGCAAGUUUGGUGGGUAGUAAUGAAUAAUGGUUAAUUAAUUUAGAGCUAUAAUUGAUUAUUAUUCUCUCUAUAUGUUCUAGCUAUAAAUUGAUUAAUAUAAUAUAAAUCAUAUUCUGUA